ACACACACACAUAAGUGACAUUUUGCGAGUGAGUGAAAGAAAGCUGCAGCGUACAAGCAAAAAUGCAGCGAUUCGUGUGCAUAGGACUCUUGCUGCUUAGCUUGGCCACUAACGCCUGGGCCAUUCAAUGUUACUCAUGUGAAUCUAUUUACAACGAAAAUUGUGGUGCUGAUUUCGACUUGGAUGAUGAUUUUAAGUGGGACUGUUCGCGCGUUGCGCCGCCUCGUUAUCUAGAAAGCGACUUGGAUGUACGAAAUGCUACAGCUUGCAUGAAACGGGAAUACAAAGUGAAAGAUCUGCUUAGAAUCGAACGCAGCUGCUUCUUCGGUGACGUCAACGAUACGGUGAGCGGUUGCCAGUUGGAUCCAACGCUAGAGGAGGCGGAGCCGUUGUCGUGUCAUGUUUGCGACAAUGAAGACUUUUGCAAUCACAGUAAUCAGCUGAAGGCAUGGCCACAGUAUUUAGCGGUUGUGGGAUUUGUGUUAACAGCGAAACUCUUAUAUUGGCUGAGGUAA
Messenger RNA from Anastrepha obliqua, 515 nucleotides. RefSeq lists its product as uncharacterized. Gene Ontology annotation, biological process: sleep; positive regulation of voltage-gated potassium channel activity; regulation of synaptic transmission, cholinergic. Bases 63 to 515 code for a protein of 150 amino acids. Lineage: Eukaryota; Metazoa; Arthropoda; Insecta; Diptera; Tephritidae. The transcript is spliced from 3 exons. The record is from RefSeq and is a predicted model, not a curated record.